Gigantopelta aegis is the source of this 2274-nucleotide messenger RNA. Its product is annotated as baculoviral IAP repeat-containing protein 2-like. Bases 772 to 1827 code for a protein of 351 amino acids. The record is from RefSeq and is a predicted model, not a curated record. Gene Ontology annotation, biological process: regulation of cell cycle. Lineage: Eukaryota; Metazoa; Mollusca; Gastropoda; Neomphalida; Peltospiridae. Gene Ontology annotation, cellular component: spindle microtubule; cytoplasm; nucleus. The transcript has 2 exons.
CAUCUCAGGGUUCAAUUUGUAUAGUGUUUCCUUUGUUUAUAAAAAAAACAACCUAGGAUUUUGAUCAGGGUACGGCCCUGUCGCCCCUAUACAAAAUUGUUGUCAACUGUUUAAUAAACUAAACUAAAACAUCUUAUAUCUAAAUAAUAAACAAUUUAAAUUAGGCCUAUAUUAAAUGUGAAAUGUAUAGACUGUAACAUUAUGUCCUGUGCAAAUGAACAAAUAUGUGAUGUAAGCAGUAAAUAAAAUGUUUUGUAAAAAGACAAGUGUUGAUAAAUUACCUCCAGUUACAUGUACAUAUUUAUUUCAGUACUGUUACGAAAGACUACAAAAUAGUUUGUUUACGUAGCCAUACGUAUUAUGGGUUUUCCCGAUCUAUUUUUGGCCAUUAUUAAUGGUCGUACGCAGUCUUUUUUAGUGUGGUCCAGACAUCGAAAUAAUUGGGGUACAGGGGAGGAGGUAGUACUAAAACUACUAAUUUAUUAAUUCACUUUUCAACUUGGGGUGGUGUGGUAAGCAUUAUAUUGAUUUGGGGUAGUGCUUUCAGCCCCAUCCUUUCCCAUCCCCCUCGAACAAAUUCCGUUGUUCUAUUUUUAACUAUUAAGCGACGUAGUACCAAUAUCAACAUCACACCGAACUUAAUCAUUCACUAUACAGUUUUCUCUCAAUAAAGGUGGUUUUAUUCGUUGUGGUUAAGCUGAAAUACUGUACAUACAAAAAGUUAGCUUCUACAUUUUGUAACAGACUAGUAGCUGACACCGAAAACUGACGAUGGUUUACACUUUAAGGCUGGUACAUAUUGUUUUACUAUUUUCAAACAUGAACUCCAGGGACUCUCAACCCAGCGAAACAACGCCUGUUAAUGGUGACAUGGUCAAGGAAGCGGACAGAAUUAAAUACAGGAUCGAUUCUUUUCAAGGCUGGUGUGGAAAAAAAACUCCGACUCAGCUGGCAAUCGCAGGAUUCCGAUACACGGGCUUGUCCGACAAAGUGAUCUGUGAUACCUGUGGACUCAAGUUAUACAACUGGCUGGAGAAGGAUAACCCAGUCCAAACGCACAAAUUACAUUCCCCAGACUGUAGUUUCAUAAAGAAAUGGUUCUCGAGUCAAGAAACCUCAACAGGGAACCCCAAUACACAAGCCAGUCUUCCGCCUCCAAGAUAUCCGAACUAUUCCACAUACGAAGAGCGGGUGGACAGUUUCUAUGGAUGGCCAUGUAAACAUGAACAUCAGUCUCCCUCUUGCAUGGCUCAACAAGGCUUCUUCUACAUCGGGUCCGCAGACAGGGUGUCGUGCUUCCAAUGUGGACUGCGUCUUCGAGACUGGGACGAGUGUGAUUAUCCUUCAGACUGCCAUAGAGAAUGGUCGCCGGACUGUCCUUUUAUUAACAAAAACAGCUCAACUAAUACUAGGCCAAUUCAAGGGGUUGAAGAUCCAUCUUCUAAAGUGCCAUAUGACACGGCAGACACUUCAGAAGGUGACUCGGACACAGCCUUAGCUGGUGCGACGUCUGCUACAGAUAAUUCACCCACAGAAGCAGCACCUGAUGUCCAGGAGAAUGAAGAUACUCUUAAUGUCGACCCCCAAAACAAUGAUUCUACGGCAGGUCUUGGCAAUACCGCUUCUAGUAGCUGGACAGAUGAUCAACCAGAUACCUGUCGCGUGAACUGGAGCAGCCCUAGAGUACAAGCUGUCUUAGAGAUGGGAUGUGAAAGGAAGCUCGUUGAACUUGUAACUACUGAACAUUUUAAAAAUACUGGCCAGGAUUUCCCUAAUGCUGCAGUACUCUACGAGGCCAUCCUCGCCGUGGAAUCCAGUACUAUUUGAAGCAAAAGUGAACAAAAGUUCAUAAUUUAUGGAAAAGACAGUAGACGCGGACUUUUGACACCACACUGUCUAGUGACCUGAGUGAAUAUACUUUACAUGACUGAAAUUUUUUUUAAAAGUAAAUUUGCAAAGGGCAUGUCAACAAAAAAGGUGUCCCUUUUCAAGAACUUAAAUACUGAACUAUUGAUAUUUUGUAAAUGUUGGUGCUGUAAUGUUAAGAUAUUAUAAAGACAUUAUUAUAAGGGCAUUACCUAUAAACAUUUAAACGGACUGUUCUGUCUGAGUGUCAUUUAUUUUCUUUUUGUCUUCUUACUUUAUAUAAACUGAAAUGAACAGAUAUAUAUUUCUGAUGUGUAGAUAUAAAAAAACACAAAAAAACACACAAAAAACAAACAAAUAUAUAUUAGGCCCAUAAAAACCUGGGGCGGGGGGGGGGGGCUUUGGGGU